AUGACUGCGAAUGGGAACCGGGCCUCCACGUACACAGCUGCAUCGGGGGCCUCUGACGGCCGCAAUGGGGAGAGGAAGGAUCUCUGGAGCUCCCUCCUCGACUCAGUCGCCAGCGGCAAACGUCUGCCGGAGAAGAACAUCAUCGUAUUAGGCGGCAGUUCCGAAUCGCAGAGAGAUUUCCUAGAAUCCCUAUCCAACGGGAGCGAGAAACGCAGUCUCGAUCGACAGAGCUCCAGGGCACCUCCCGUCGCAAACAGCUUUGCCCUCGGUUAUACCUACUACGACGUACUAGAUGCCGACCAUGAAGACAUCUUGGCCCGGAUAUCCCUCUACAUGCUCUCCAACCCUUCCGAAGCCUUCCCCGCAUUGCUCGAGCCCUUACUCACCCCCGAGUCCAUACCGAAUACUCUCCUCGUCAUCCUGCUAGAUUGGUCCACCCCCCAUCUCUGGAUGCGACAACUGCGGAAAUGGAUCCUCUUCAUGCGCAAUGUGCUGGAAAAGACUAGUCGCGAAUCCCAGGCCGUCAUGGAGGAAGUCAUGGUCAGCUGGCGAGACAGGGGGCGCGGCGGCAGCUCUGUCAAUCUCGACGGCACCGCGACCGGAGCAACGGGCGAGGACGACGUCUCGUUGCCCCUGGGUCCAGGAGAGUGGGAGGAAGCGCUGGGCUUGCCCCUUUGCGUGGUUUGCCAAAGGGCCGAGAAGAUCGAACUAUUGGAAAAGUCACAAGGUUGGAAAGAAGGCGACUUCGAUCAGGUCCUGCAGUACUUGCGGACGACAUUACUCAGACACGGAGCAUCCCUCAUCUACACCACACCAAACGUACCCUCACCCCUACCAAGCCUGGUCCAUUCCAGCUUGGGCGUCACCUCCCUCCUCAAGAGGCAACCCCUUAAACACAACGUCAUCGAUCGCGACAAGAUCCUCGUCCCGCCAAACUGGGACUCCUGGGGCAAGAUCCGCGUCCUCCGCGACGGGUUCGACGUCGAGGCCACAAGCAUCGGCUGGUCGCGCGACCUGCAAUCCGAAUUCACCGACCCCGCCAUGACGACAGAGGGCCUCAACGUCCUCGCCAAGGCCAAGGCGGACGGCUCGUACCAAGGCGAGACCUGGUCCUCCGCCAUCGCCCCCUACGAAGACUGGAUCCGCGACCUCACCACCGCAUCCGAAGCCCUCGCCCUGGGCGCCGACGACGCCGACUCCGCCUCCCGCCUCGAGGUCCAGUCCGACGAGGCCCAGGACUUCCUCUCCUCCAGCCUCGCCGCCCUCGACGCCUACAAGGUCAAGGCCGAGCAGAAAUCGGACCCCACCAAAGGAGCCCGGUCCGCCACCCCUCCUUCUUCCUCCUCCUCAGCCGCCUUGGACCACGGCACGGCCCGCCACCCUCUCACCACCGCCUCGGACGGCAAGGUCAGCGACCACAUCGGCCCCGUGCAGUUCAACAUGGGCGGCAUCCAGGUCGACGCCGACGACAUGGUCCAGCGCCUCAAGGACCGCCAGGCCUACACCGCCGCCAUCCCUGACCGGGCUGCUUCCGGCUCCCCCGGCGCGGGCGCGGGCGCGGGCGACGGCGCCGCCGAGUCCGGCGACGUCAUCGACACGGAGAACCUCCAGGCCUUUUUCAGCGGUCUGAUGAACCGCAAGACAGCCGGCGCUGGUGGCGCUGCUGGCAGUGUCGGCACCCCGCGGGCGAGUGCUUCCUGA
Messenger RNA from Sodiomyces alkalinus F11, 1701 nucleotides. Its product is annotated as dynein light intermediate chain. Gene Ontology annotation, molecular function: dynein heavy chain binding. Gene Ontology annotation, cellular component: cytoplasmic dynein complex; centrosome. The transcript has 4 exons. Gene Ontology annotation, biological process: microtubule-based movement; microtubule cytoskeleton organization. Bases 1 to 1701 code for a protein of 566 amino acids. The record is from RefSeq and is a predicted model, not a curated record. Lineage: Eukaryota; Fungi; Ascomycota; Sordariomycetes; Glomerellales; Plectosphaerellaceae.